Messenger RNA from Epinephelus fuscoguttatus (brown-marbled grouper), 6188 nucleotides. It is a transcript of the gene ptpn23a, whose product is annotated as protein tyrosine phosphatase, non-receptor type 23, a. The record is from RefSeq and is a predicted model, not a curated record. Gene Ontology annotation, cellular component: endosome. Gene Ontology annotation, biological process: early endosome to late endosome transport; protein dephosphorylation; endocytic recycling. Gene Ontology annotation, molecular function: protein tyrosine phosphatase activity; protein binding. Bases 424 to 5811 code for a protein of 1795 amino acids. NCBI's taxonomy places the organism in Eukaryota, Metazoa, Chordata, Actinopteri, Perciformes, Serranidae. The transcript is spliced from 22 exons.
UCUACCAGGUGUAGUAGUGAGUGGUCUGACUGUUCAUUCGUCCUGACUGACAGGUGUCUACCAGGUGUAGUAGUGAGGGGUCUGACUGUUCAUUCGUCCUGACUGACAGGUGUCUACCAGGUGUAGUAGUGAGGGGUCUGACUGUUCAUUCGUCCUGACUGACAGGUGUCUACCAGGUGUAGUAGUGAGGGGUCUGACUGAGGGGCUGUAAUCCUUCAGGCUGUUGUAGAUCUGUUAAAUAACAUAUUAAAGUGCAGUGAGUGGCUGAAGGUAAAUUCAGGGGCUGACGUGUGUGUGUGUGUGUGUGUGUGUGUGUGUGUGUGUGUCUGACAGAGCGCAGUUAACGUGACGAGGGAUUUCGAGGGAUGCAGCACACUGAGGAAAUACUUCGGUCAGCUACAUUACCUCCAGAGUCGAGUCCCCAUGGGGACGGGACAGGAGGCUGCUGUCCCCAUCUCAUGGACUGAAAUAUUCUCUGGAAAAACCGUGGUCCAUGAUGACAUCAGCUAUGAGCAGGCCUGCAUCCUCUACAAUCUGGGAGCUCUGCACUCCAUGUUGGGAGCCAUGGAUAACAGAGUGUCUGAGGAGGGCAUGAAGGUGUCCUGUACACACUUCCAGUGCUCAGCAGGAGCGUUUUCCUACCUGAGAGAUCAUUUCAGUCACAACUUCAGCGUGGACAUGAGCCACCAGAUCCUCAACCUCAACAUCAACCUGAUGCUGGGACAGGCUCAGGAGUGUCUUCUGGAGAAGUCCAUGUUGGACAACAGGAAGAGUUUCCUGGUUGCUCGGAUCAGCGCUCAGGUGGUGGAUUAUUAUAAGGAGGCGUGCAGGGCUCUGGAGAACUCGGAGACAGCGUCCAUGCUGGGAAAGAUUCAGAAAGACUGGAAGAAACUGGUUCAGAUGAAGAUCUACUACUUUGCUUCUAUCGCACAUCUUCACAUGGGAAAACAGGCCGAGGAGCAGCAGAAGUACGGAGAGCGGCUGGCGUACCUGCAGAGCUCCUUGGACAAACUCACUGAAGCAAUCAAGCUGGCCAAGGGUCAGCCUGACAGCGUGCAGGAGGCCUUGAGAUUCACCAUGGACGUGAUCGGAGGAAAGUUUAAUUCAGCCAAAAAGGACAAUGACUUCAUCUAUCAUGAGACGGUUCCUUCUCUGGAGACUCUGGCCUCAGUCAAAGGUGCCCCACUGGUGAAGGCUCUCCCAGUUAACCCCACUGACCCCACCGUUACUGGACCUGACCUGUUUGCCAAGCUGGUCCCAAUGGCUGCACAUGAAGCGUCCUCGUUGUACAGUGAGGAAAAGGCCAAGCUGCUGAGAGACAUCAUGGUCAAGAUCGAGAGCAAGAACGAAACGCUGGAGCAGUUCAUGGACUCUCUGGGUUUGGAGCCAGAGUCGGUGGAUAACCUGGACUUGUACAGUCACAUCCCUCCGGUCCUGAUGGAGAAGUGUGCUGCUCUUAGUGUCCGACCAGACACCGUCAAGAGCCUCAUCCAGUCCAUGCAGGGACUCUCUGGUGUCUUUACUGAUGUGGAGUCUUCACUGAAGGAGAUCAGAGAUGUCCUGGAGGCAGACGAGGCCGGCCAGCGGGCCCUUCAGGAGGUUGGUGGCCCCGCUGCAGGCGAGGUGCACCUGGCGGCUCAGGCCCAGGCUCUGGCUGAGGUCCGCAGGGACCUGGAGAAAUACAUGGAGGCCCACGAGAAGGCCAGCUUCACCAACACGGAGCUCCACCGGGCCAUGAACCUGCACAUCAGCAACCUGCGUCUACUGGGGGGGCCGCUGGACAGUCUGAAGGAGGCCCUACCCCGGCCCCAGCUCAGCGAAGAGGAGGUAGCAGGGCUGCAGUGUAUGAAGCGGAUCCUGGGGAAGGUUCAGGAAAUGAGGGAACAGAGAGCCUCUUUGGAGAAACAGCUCCGUGACCUCAUCCAGCAGGACGACAUCACCUCCACCCUCGUCACCACAGAGCGGGCGGACAUGAAGCGUAUAUUUGAGGAGCAGCUGAAGAAGUAUGAGCAGGUGAAGGUGUACAUCGACCAGAACCUGGCAGCUCAAGAGAACAUCCUGAAGGCCCUGACAGAGGCCAACGUCCAGUACGCCUCGGUGCGUAAGGGCCUGAGCCAGACGGAGCAGCAGUGGAACAGCACGGUCCAGGGCCUGGUGGGCUCGUACGAAGCCUAUGAGGACCUGAUGAAGAAGUCUCAGGAGGGGAAGGAGUUCUACGACGACUUGGAGGCCAAAGCAUCGCGUCUGCUGGAGAGAGCCAAGACUCUGUGUCAGAGCAGGGCCGAGGAGAGGAGGCCGAUCCUGGAGAAAGAGAGUCAGAAGAAGCCUCCAGCUCGGCCCACAGCUGCCAAGCCUACCUUGAAGCCAAAGUCUUCUGACGUGGACUCGGCCUGUUCCAGCCUUGAGGACCCAGAGUUGGCCCAGCUCAGUGCGGCCAUCUUGGCGUUGGGGGGCGACCUCCCCGAGGAGCUCCGCAGCCUCCCUCCUGACAUUCCCUCCUUCCCCACAGCCGCAGCUCGCCUGCCUGGUCCUGAAGCCUUCAUCCCCCCUCCUGGCAGCAGCUCUCUGCCGUGGCCCGCUGCUCCUGCCGCCGCCCUCCCCCGCUUCCCCGCCAACCUCCCCCCUCCAGAGCUGCUUGCACGCAUCGCUCAGUUUCCUACAGCCGGGCCUCUGCCCCGCCCACCCCUCCCUCAGAUCAACCCACAGAUACCAUCACAGUUACCCCCCCAGGCAGCUGUGUCAGGUUAUCGCCCCCCCCCUCCUCAAGCCCCCCAGCCUGGCCCCGUGGCCACCGCCGCAGUCCGACCCUCCACCACCACUGUGGACAGCAUCCAGGCCCCCAUCCCCAGCUACGCCCCCACACCACACCACCCUGUCCCUCCUGCAGCCUCAACGGGCUACACUGCCCCCCCCCAGAUGGGGGCCUACCCCCAGUUCAUGCCCAUUCAAGGCCCGACACAGAUUCCCGCCUCCCAUCCUCAGCAGCCAAAGCAGCCGCAGCCGUACCCUCAGCCCGUCGGGCAGAUGCUGCCUCAGGGCUACCAGCCUGGACCGAGGGCUGUUCCUGGCCCCCCCCCUCACCUCCAGGCUCAGCCGGCCUUCCCCCAUGGAUACAUGCCCCCCCAGUACCAGCAGCCAUUCCCAGGUCAGCUGCAGCCGCAUCAACAGAACGGCUAUCAGCCUCAGAUUCCCCAAAAUUACCAGCCUCCGCGGGGCUACUCCCCCCAGCAGCACCCCCACAUGAUGCCACGCCCCCCCCCAACUGUACACCCUCACAUACCUCCCACCACUCAGCCAGCACCGCCUGUAUCUCAGCCCUACCUGCCCCACUCCCACCAGCAGAUGACCCCUGGACUCCCCCACCAACACAUGCUGCCACAGCAGCCCCCCAGCGCCCCGCAGAUCCCCCCCCACCCACGGAUGCAGAUCCCUGCUGGUCCCCGCCCACAGAUGCCCCCCAGCAGUCAGCCAGUGCCUCCAGUGUCUCAGAACUACAUGCCCCCCCCCAGCAGUCAGCCCAUCCGCCCCCCCCUGCACCCACAGCUGCCUCCAGCCUCUCAGCCUCACAUGGUCCAUCUGCCCCCGCAGCACCACCCCCACCCUGGGCAGCCCCCGCUCCCAAACAUGCCCCAGCAGCCAAUGAGGAUGCCCAGCCAGACGCAGGCUCCGCUCCCUCACUCUGGGGGAGUGUGUUACCCUGGGGGGGCUCCACUGAUGCCUCAGCAGCCUCUGGCUCCGCAGCCUGCAGCUCCUCAACAACCUGCGGCUCCUCUCCCGAUGAGCCACGCCCCCCAGCCCUCUGCUCUGUACCCCCCUGCUCCUGGAGCUAACGGACCUCCCACUGCCCCCCAGCAGCCCGCUGCCAUGGGCACCCACGGUCCACACAUGAUCCAGCCCUCUCCUUCAGCUGCCCCACCGCCAAACGCUGUCCCUCCUUCCCCUUCACCAUCCCCCUCCCCAUCUCCCUCCCCAGGCCCCUCCUCUCUGAGUCUGAACCCCCAGCAGAGACCCACAGCUGCCCCCACCCCUGGAGGUACGGCUCCACCCACUCUUCCAUCUCCAUCUGCCGUCUCUCCCUCCACGUCGCUGUUUCAGCGCCAGAAUUCGAGCACAGAUGACCUCCUCUCGUCGAGCCCUGAGAGCCAACCAGGAGGCACCAAGGCCCCCACCAACGUCCUCCAGCCCACCAAAGCCGAUCCCCAGGAUGGCGAGCGGCGGAAGAAGAGCUCCCAGGGCGUUCUCCUGAUCCAGGGUGACCCGUACCAGGCACCAGAGCGUGUGGCCCGUCUUCAUGGUGACCUGGAACGUUACAGAGCACAAGUGGAUUCCCUGGAGCAGCCGUCAGAGAGUGAGGGCGGCCUGUCGGUGCUGGACGCUCGCUGGAAGGAGCUCCAGGAUCAGCAGGAGAAGGAUGCACGCCAACUGUCCAUCGCCAUUGCCCGCUGCUACACCAUGAAGAACCGUCACCAGGACGUCAUGCCCUAUGACCUGAACCGCGUGGUACUGCAGUCCGGCAAAGACGACUACAUCAACGCCAGUUAUGUGGAGGACCUGUCGCCGUACUGCCCACGUCUCAUCGCCACGCAGGCUCCGCUCACCGGCACAGCUGCCGACUUCUGGCUGAUGGUGUACGAGCAGAAGGUGUCGCUGGUGGUCAUGCUGGUUUCAGAACAGGAACUGGAAAAGGCAAAAGUUGUUCGCUACUUCCCAACGGAGCGCGGCCAGCAGCUCUCUCAGGGACCAAUCACACUCAGCCUCACCACGCAAAAGAUGACGCCGACUCAUGUGGAGCGUAUGAUCAGCCUGCAGUACCGUGACCAGAGCCUGAAGCGCACUGUUGUCCAUCUGCAGUUCACCUCAUGGCCCGAGCUAGGUCUUCCUGACAGCAAGAGCAGCCUGCUGAGAUUCAUCCAGGAAGUUCAUGGACACUACCUCCACCAGAGGCCCCUACACACACCUGUGGUGGUGCACUGCAGCUCGGGCGUGGGACGUACCGGCGCCUUCUGUCUGCUGUACGCGGCGCUGCAGGAACUGGAGGCAGGAAACGGGAUCCCAGACCUCCCAGUGCUGGUGAAGAAGAUGAGACAGCAGAGGAAGAACAUGCUGCAGGAGAAGCUGCACCUGAAGUUCUGCUAUGAGGCCGUGUUGAAGCACGCUGAGCACGUCCUUCAGAGACAUGGCAUCUCCACUGCCACCGCCGCCUGCAGCAGGAACACCAACUCUGCAGCCACAAAGCCUUACUCGAGACAGGAGUCCCAGCAGGACAUUGUCCUUGGCGGCGAUAUGCCCAUCAGCUCGAUCCAAGCCACCAUCGCCAAGCUGAGCAUCCGGCCGCCCAGCGCCACAGACCCCACCAUGGAGGAGCAGGCGGGCACCGUCUUUCCCAGCCUGGACUCUCUGGGUGACGUCCAGCAGCUGCAGGACCCCUCUCCCCCUGCAGACCCCGCCUCAUCUUUCAGCCCACCCCUCAGCUCCCCUGCCCACUCUCCACCCCCACCACCACCCAACGGUGUGGACACUACCUCCCCCUCAAUGCCACCAGCCGCCAACCACCAGCCGGUCCUGGAGGCUGCGCCCAGCGUCAGCCCGCCUCCUGCCUCUUCUGCUCCGGCGCCUUCGUCCCUGGAGCUGCUGGCCUCUCUGGCGCCUGAGGCCUUCUCCAUGGAGGGAGGUGGCAAAGGGAAGCAGCGUGUGACCAAGCAGAGCUUCCUGCAGCCGGCGGAGGGUCAGGGUCUCCAUGGUACUCGAGCGGAGGAAGGGGACGACCCACUCAGCAGCCUGGACCCACUCUGGAGCCUCAGCAAGCGCUGAGACAAGUCGCCGACUACACCGCCAGGUGCCAGCGAAGACCUGUAGCUGUAAUGUGAGUCACAUGUUAGCGGUGAUGAUGUCACAAUGUGCCUGGUGACGGACGGUAGGCUGACGUUUGAUCUUCUUCUGGGACCAGAACACUAUGCACUGUUGCUCUGCUGCUUCUCUGUCUGCACUCCCACCUGGACUCCCAGCAUGCACUGCUCUCCCACAGGGUGUCUGAUGGACAGCUGUAACUCAAUCAAUCGUCAUGGUAACACGGAGCAGCAUGUCCUCAUUUCUGUUUCUGCAUCUCUGUAAAUAACUGAAAUAAUCCACGUGUCACUAAUCAGCUGCCAUUAUUGUACAAAUCUGAAUAAAUCCACAGACGGACGACA